Messenger RNA from Mesoplodon densirostris (Blainville's beaked whale), 1971 nucleotides. RefSeq names its product solute carrier family 26 member 7 (gene SLC26A7). Gene Ontology annotation, biological process: transmembrane transport. The record is from RefSeq and is a predicted model, not a curated record. Gene Ontology annotation, cellular component: membrane. NCBI's taxonomy places the organism in Eukaryota, Metazoa, Chordata, Mammalia, Artiodactyla, Ziphiidae. The transcript is spliced from 18 exons. The coding region runs from base 1 to 1971 and encodes 656 amino acids. Gene Ontology annotation, molecular function: sulfate transmembrane transporter activity; bicarbonate transmembrane transporter activity; chloride transmembrane transporter activity.
AUGACAGGGGCAAAGAGAAAAAAGAAAAGUGUGCUCUGGAGCAAGAUGCAUAUGCCCCAUUGUGAAGACUUUAAACAGUGGUGUAGAAGGCGGCUACCUAUUUUGGAAUGGGCAACACAUUACAAUCUGAAAGAAAACUUGCUUCCAGACACUGUGUCUGGGAUAAUGCUGGCAGUUCAACAGGUGACACAAGGGCUGGCCUUUGCUAUUCUCUCAUCUGUGCACCCCGUGUUUGGUUUGUAUGGGUCUCUGUUUCCUGCCAUCAUUUAUGCCAUAUUUGGAAUGGGACGUCAUGUUGCCACAGGCACCUUUGCCUUGACAUCCUUAAUAUCAGCUAAUGCAGUGGAACGGCUUGUCCCUCUGAACAGUCAGAACCUUACCACACAGAGUAACACAAGUGUGCUGGGCUUAUCUGACUUUGAGAUGCAAAGGAUUGGUGUUGCUGCAGCUGUUUCCUUCUUGGGAGGUGUGAUUCAGGUGGCCAUGUUUGUGCUACAACUGGGUAGUGCCACAUUCCUGCUUACAGAGCCUGUGAUCAGUGCGAUGACAACUGGGGCUGCCACCCAUGUCGUGACUUCACAAGUCAAAUAUCUCUUGGGAAUGAAAAUGCCAUAUAUAUCUGGACCACUUGGAUUCUUUUAUAUCUAUGCAUAUGUCUUUGAAAACAUCAAGUCUGUGCAACUGGAAGCACUGCUCUUAUCCUUGCUGAGCAUCGUGGUGCUUGUUCUUGUUAAAGAGCUGAAUGAACGGUUUAAAAGGAAAAUUAAAAUUGUUCUUCCUAUUGACUUAGUCUUGAUUAUUGCUGCAUCAUUUACUUGUUAUUGUACCAAUAUGGAAAACACAUAUGGAUUAGAAGUAGUUGGUCAUAUUCCAAAAGGAAUUCCUCCACCUAGAGCUCCCCCAAUGAACAUCCUCUCUGCAGUAAUCACUGAAGCUUUUGGAGUGGCACUUGUAGGCUAUGUGGCCUCACUGGCUCUUGCUCAAGGAUCUGCCAAAAAAUUCCAAUAUUCAGUUGAUGACAACCAGGAAUUUUUGGCCCAUGGCCUCAGCAAUGUGAUUCCUUCAUUUUUCUUCUGUAUACCAAGUGCUGCUGCCAUGGGAAGGACCGCUGUCCUAUAUAGUACAGGAGCAAAGACACAGGUGGCUUGUCUAACAUCUUGCAUUUUCAUCCUGAUAGUCAUCUAUGUAAUAGGACCCUUGCUUUACUGGCUGCCCAUGUGUGUUCUUGCAAGUAUUAUUGUCGUGGGACUGAAGGGAAUGCUAAUACAAUUUCGAGAUUUAAAAAAAUAUUGGAAUGUGGAUAAAAUUGAUUGGGGCAUAUGGGUCAGUACAUAUAUAUUUACAAUAUGCUUUGCUGCCAAUGUGGGGCUGCUGUUUGGUGUUUUGUGUACCAUAGCUAUUGUGAUUGGUCGUUUCCCAAGAGCAAAGACUCUGAGUAUAAAAAAUAUGAAAGAAAUGGAAUUUAAAGUGAAGACAGAAAUGGAUGAUGAAACCCUGCAGCAGGUGAAAAUUAUCUCAAUAAACAACCCACUUGUUUUUCUGAAUGUAAAGAAGUUUCAUACUGAUCUAAUGAACAUAAUCCAAAAAGAAAAUGCCAGCAACCAGCCACUUGAUGAAAUCAGCAAGUGUGAACAAAACACAUUGCUCAGUUCUCUAUCCAAUGGCAUUUGCAAUGAAGAAGCAACACAGCCCUGCCUGAAUCAGAAGUGUUAUUUAAUCCUAGAUUGCAGUGGAUUGACCUUUUCUGACUAUUCUGGAGUCUCCAUGCUUGUUGAGGUUUACACGGACUGCAAGAACAAGAGUGUGGAUGUAUCAUUAGUCCAUUGUACAGCUUCCUUGAUAAAAGCAAUGAAAUACUGGGGAAACCUAGAUUCAGAGAAACCAAUUUUUUUUGAAUCAGUAUCUGCUGCAAUAGGUAACAUCCACUUAAAUAAGAAUUUGAGCAAACUCAGUGACCACAGUGAAAUCUGA